AUGAAUGUGGCGUCUUGGGUUGUGGCCUAGGAAGUCGGCCCAGAAACUUCCAGACUUGCUGCCUUAGCGAUUCAGUGAUCAUCGUUAAGAAACCCGAAGGUUUUACCAGGGUUUUGUUGGAGUACCGGAAGUGGAAGACAUGAACCGAUUUCUGAGAAGGGCUUCAGUUUCUUCCGGCCGACCAUCGCUUAUUCGGGCCCUCGCCAUUGCUGCUGCCGGGUCGGGUCUUCUCUAUGCCCUCAGCAGCUACUCCGAUUCAAACGGAACGAUCUCUCUCUCAAUUCCAGCUCCAUUGAGUGAAUCUCUAUUACCAUCAUGCCACCUAUCACGGCAGUUAAUCUCUUUGCCUCCAUUUAUUUCCGCAGAGCAUUGGGAUUUUGGAAAUCUUUCGUUAUUUUCUUCUGGAGUUAGUCCUGUUCCACCUGCUGACAUAAAGAAAGGGUGUUCUGUUGUUGGAGAUGAUCCAAAACCAUGUUGUGGAUGUUUAGGCAGGGAUACUAUAGCCAAUGCGGCUGCUAGGGUUGGUCCAGCUGUUGUCAAUCUCUCGGUUCCUCAGGGAUUCUUUGGGAUUACCACUGGAAAGAGCAUAGGCUCUGGAACUAUUAUUGAUUCAGAUGGUACUAUUUUAACAUGUGCUCAUGUUGUGGUGGAUUUUCAAGGCCUUAAAGCUUCAUCCAAAGGGAAGGUAGAUGUGACUUUGCAAGAUGGUCGAACAUUUGAGGGUACAGUGGUCAAUGCUGAUUUACAUUCAGAUAUUGCUAUAGUAAAGAUUAAAUCUAAAACUCCAUUGCCAAACGCAAAGCUUGGUGUUUCAAGUAGGCUUCGCCCUGGAGAUUGGGUGAUAGCUAUGGGCUGCCCACUUUCCCUUCAAAAUACUGUGACAGCUGGUAUUGUAAGUUGUGUUGACCGUAAAAGCAGUGACCUGGGUCUUGGAGGCAUGCGAAGAGAGUAUUUGCAGACUGAUUGCGCAAUCAAUGAGGGAAAUUCUGGUGGACCGCUUGUUAAUAUUGAUGGAGAAGUUGUUGGUGUCAAUAUCAUGAAAGUAUUGGCUGCAGAUGGAUUAAGUUUUGCUGUACCAAUUGACUCAGUUGCCAAAAUCAUAGAGCAUUUCAAGAAAAGUGGGAGAGUGGUUCGUCCUUGGCUUGGCUUGAAGAUGAUUGAUCUGAAUGAGAUGAUUAUUGCUCAACUUAAAGAGAGAGAUGCCAGAUUUCCAAAUGUUGACAGGGGCGUUCUUGUCCCUAUGGUAACUCCAGGAUCUCCUGCAGAUCGUGCUGGAUUCCAUCCAGGUGAUGUUGUCAUCGAAUUUGACGGGAAGCCUGUUGAAAGCAUCAAGGAGAUUAUUGAGAUUAUGGGGGACAGGGUUGGAGUUCCCUUGAAGGCAGUUGUGAAAAGGUCCAAUGAUAUUUUGGUGACGUUGACAGUCACUCCAGAGGAAGCAAAUCCAGACAUGUGAGUACUCUAUAGUUUUUGCUUUCAUGAACAGAUUGGAGGAAGAUCAGCGGAAGCUUGAGUUGAAUGGAAUUGAGAUUUGUCUUUAUGCAUCAGGAAGUUGUGAUUAAAAAGAAUAUCUUCAAUGAUUUGAUCUAUACAUUGCCUUCCUCAUAAAUGGAUCUGUAAUUGUUACAGAACAAAACGGAACAAAUUGUACUACAUUUUUUUUUCGGAUGCUAAUCAAGUUCUCUGGUUCAUGAGGAGCUUAUAUUAA
This is a messenger RNA of Jatropha curcas, 1705 nucleotides long. It is a transcript of the gene DEG14, whose product is annotated as Trypsin family protein with PDZ domain-containing protein. Gene Ontology annotation, molecular function: protein binding; serine-type endopeptidase activity. The record is from RefSeq and is a predicted model, not a curated record. NCBI's taxonomy places the organism in Eukaryota, Viridiplantae, Streptophyta, Magnoliopsida, Malpighiales, Euphorbiaceae. Gene Ontology annotation, biological process: proteolysis.